UUUGCGAUUCUCAAGUCCGAUUUAUCUCCUUAUAAAACACUUUUCCCGUUUCCCAACUUCUCAGUUCCCUCCUCUCUGUUUCUAGAGAAAGUGAAACGGCUGCUGCUGAAAGUUUGGCCGGCGACGGAGAAUAGGAAGCUCUUCUUUUUCCGGUGAUCAGAGUUACCCCGAGCUCUGAGGAGCAAAAUUAUCGAGAUAUGUCUUCAGAUUGGAAGCACAAUGCCAGAUCAAAUGAUGAAGUUGUUCACACAGCAGAAGUUUUCAAUAUGGUGAAACAAGAACAAAUGAAUGUAGUUACUGAAAAAGACUGGGAAUAUCGUGCAUUGAAGGCAAGGAGAAAAGAAAGGAGAAAAGACCGUGAGAAGAAACAAGAAGACAGACCAACUUUAAUGUGGGAGACUUGGGACGAAAAAUAUGACAAAUGGCUUGUGAAACACUUCAAAGAUGAUUUGGCUUUGGAUAAUCAGAAUGAGUUAUUGUGUGAAACAGCAGAGCCAUCAUCAGAUAUGAUUGUGCCAUUGUUCAGGUACCAGAAAGAGUGGUUGUUUUGGGCACUUAAGCAAGAAGAAUCUACAUCCAAAGGGGGCAUUCUUGCUGAUGAGAUGGGAAUGGGGAAAACUAUCCAAGUGAUAGCACUUGUUCUUGCUAAACGGGAAUUAGGGAAAGCAAUUAGCAAAUCCAGUUUAUUGUCAUCUUCAUCCAGUACAAAGCAGGAACUCUCAGCAGCAAAAGGCACUCUUAUCUUAUGUCCUAUGGUUUCUGUCCUUCAGUGGGUUACUGAGAUCAAUCGAUGCACCAUGGAAGGUAGCAACAAAAUUCUUGUUUAUCAUGGUUCCAACAGAAGGAAGCUUAGCCACAAUAUUGAGGAAUAUGAUUUUGUCAUCACCACGUACUCCACUGUUGAGGCUGAAUAUAGGAAAAAUGUGAUGCGUCCAAAACAAAAGUGCAAGUGGUGUGGCAAAGCAUAUUAUGAAGAAAAGUUAUCCAUUCACAUGAAGAGGUUUUGUGGACCAGAUGGUGUUAAAACUGCCAAGCAAUCAAAGAAGCAGAGGAAGAGGUUAAAACUUGACAUGGAAUUGUUGAUGCAGAAAACAGAUUUUAUGGAGUCGGAGACUUAUAUGGAGAUAACAGAUAAUAUGGAGUCAGAGACGAAUGUGCAGAAAGAAGGUUCUACCAAGUCGGAGACUGAUAUGAAGAAAACAGGUAGUACCAAGGACAUGAAGUGUAGUAGCAUGGCAGAAAAAGGCAAAAAUAAUGGUUCUAUGGAUAAUUCAUCCAGUGUAAGUCAAAAUUUGCCACAGCAGAAGUCAAUUUUGCAUUCGGUGAAGUGGGAUCGCAUCAUCUUGGAUGAGGCUCAUUAUGUAAAAGAUAGGCGCUGCAACACGACAAAAGCUACUCUUUCUUUGAAAUCUUCUUAUAAGUGGGCCUUAAGUGGUACUCCGAUUCAGAAUCUUGUUGGAGAAUUGUAUUCACUUGUCCGUUUCCUACAAAUAGGACCCUACUCUUUUUACUUUUGCAAGGACUGUGAUUGCAGAACACUUGACUAUAGCUCUACAUCCGAGUGCCCACAAUGCCCCCACAAAUCUGUACGGCACUUUUGCUGGUGGAAUAGAUACAUUGCUACACCUAUAAAGCAUGAAGGGAGUUUUGGGGGUGGUAGAGAUGCAAUGUUCCUUUUGAAGCACAAAAUUCUAAAAAGCAUCCUACUAAGACGUAGCAAAAAAGGAAGAGCUGCUGAUCUUGCUCUUCCUCUUAAAAUUGUUACUUUGAGGAAAGAUUCUUUGGAUGUCAAAGAAGAGGACUACUACAUGUCAUUGUACAACAAAAGCCAGGCACAAUUUAAUACUUAUGUUAAAGGUGGAACGUUGAUGAACAACUACGCACACAUUUUUGAGCUGCUAACACGCCUACGGCAGGCAGUUGAUCAUCCAUACCUUGUGGUGUACUCGAGUACUGCUUUGGCUAAAAUGGCGCACUCUGGUAAUGUUGAGCAACCUUGUGGCUUAUGUCAUGAUGCAGUAGAAGAUCCAGCUGUUACUUCUUGCAUGCAUGUCUUUUGCAAGACGUGUUUGAUAGACUUUGCUGCAAGUGUUAGACAAGUGUCAUGCCCUCUGUGUUCUGAACUACUUACAGUUGACUUCACUGCAAAUAAUGACAAUGUGAAUCAGAAUUCUAAACCGACUCUCAAAGGGUUUAGGUCCUCAAGUAUACUGAACAGAAUUCAGCUGGAUGAUUUCCAGUCCAGCACUAAAAUAGAUGCUUUGAGGGAAGAAAUUAGGUUCAUGAUUGAAAGAGAUGGUUCUGCAAAAGGAAUAGUUUUCAGCCAGUUCACGUCUUUUUUGGAUUUGAUACACUAUUCUCUUCAGAAGUCGGGCAUCAAUUGUGUUCAAUUAGUUGGAUCUAUGUCUAUUGAUGCAAGAGCUGCAGCUGUUACCAGAUUUACUGAGGAUCCAGAUUGCAGGAUAUUUCUUAUGAGCUUAAAAGCUGGAAGUGUUGCACUCAAUCUUACAGUUGCAUCACAGGUUUUCAUGAUGGAUCCUUGGUGGAAUCCUGCUGUGGAGCACCAAGCCCAAGAUCGAAUCCAUCGAAUAGGGCAAUAUAAACCUGUCAGGAUUGUGAGAUUUGUGAUUGAAAAUACAGUUGAAGAGAAGAUCUUAAAGUUACAGGAGAAGAAGGAACUUGUUUUUGAAGGAAACUAUUCAACACCUUGUAAUGCCAUCUGGAAAUUGAUAACAUAUGACUUGGAGUUUUCUUUGGAAAAUGAUGGCAUAUCAUGGAGUUGUCUUUGGAAAAUGAUAGCAUAUCUUGAGUUCUCUUUGGAAAACUGGAAAAUGCCAGUCAAAUUGUUGAGCUUUACUUGGACAAGGUGGCUUGUAUGUUUGAAGUGUCUCAGACCACCCGUCUGGUCAGGUUGUUAUAAAAUCUUGCCAAUAUUUGGGAGCUGUAGAAGUUGGUGUGGCUGUUGUGUGCUCUUUGCUUCCUCUUGUUGCAAGCCAAAUUGUUCUGCCAACUUCAUUAAUAUACUUCUGUUGGAGGCAGUGUCGAUCAUUCUUCAAUAAUUUCCGGAGAAAAACUCUAUGAUGAUUUUCCCCUGAAAGAUGUCAGGACAAUUGGAGGCUCUUCAGAGGCCUUUGGAAAGCUAACUGAAGCAGACUUGAAAUUCUUAUUCGCAAGUUAAAUUGGUUAAUAUUUUGCUCUUUAGUUUAAGAAGCAGAUUUACUUGUAUUUUUUGCUUUUACGACAAAGUUUGUUUAUAGACUAGUCGUCUGCUGCCCGUGCAAUGUAUAUAUAAUAUACUUGUGAAUUUAGCCAUUUCCAUUUUGGAUUGUCCAGGGAAUUGCUUUUGCAUCACCAUGAUUAGCUUAUGAUCUUAUUCCA
This is a messenger RNA of Solanum dulcamara, 3378 nucleotides long. RefSeq names its product DNA repair protein RAD16-like. The coding region runs from base 198 to 3059 and encodes 953 amino acids. Lineage: Eukaryota; Viridiplantae; Streptophyta; Magnoliopsida; Solanales; Solanaceae. The transcript is spliced from 17 exons. Gene Ontology annotation, molecular function: metal ion binding; ATP-dependent chromatin remodeler activity; ATP binding. The record is from RefSeq and is a predicted model, not a curated record.